CCUACGCCGGGCGGAGCCUGGCCCGCCCCCUGCGCCGGAGCCCAGGAGCCCCAGGCCCGAGCCACGCGAUCGGCCGGUCGCCCGGGGCUCGGGCCGCGGACGCGCGAUGGCGACUUGGCGGCGGGACGGCCGGCUGACGGGCAGCCAGCGGCUGCUAUGCGCCGGGCUGGCGGGGGCGCUCAGCCUCAGCCUCACCGCGCCGCUGGAGCUCGCCACCGUACUGGCCCAGGUCGGCGUCGUGCGCGGCCGCGCCCGGGGGCCGUGGGCCGCGGGGCUCCGCGUGUGGCGGACCGAGGGGCCGCGCGCCCUGUGGAAGGGGAACGCGGUGGCCUGCCUGCGCCUCUUCCCCUGCAGCGCCGUCCAGCUAGCCGCCUACCGCAAGUUUGUCGUGCUGUUCAUGGAUGACCUGGGCCAUAUUUCCCAGUGGAGCUCCAUCAUGGCUGGGAGUCUCGCAGGGAUGGUUUCCACCAUUGUGACAUAUCCUACAGACCUCAUCAAAACUCGGUUAAUUGUGCAGAACAUGCUGGAACCAUCCUACAGGGGGAUCCUCCAUGCAUUUUCUACUAUUUAUCAACAGGAAGGGUUCCUGGCCCUUUAUCGAGGGGUUUCCCUUACUGUUUUAGGUGCUCUCCCUUUCUCUGCUGGCUCCCUUCUAGUUUACAUGAACCUGGAGAAAAUCUGGAAUGGACCCCGGGAUCGGUUCUCUCUCUUCCAGAACUUUGCCAAUGUCUGCCUGGCUGCUGCAGUGACCCAGACCCUCUCCUUCCCCUUUGACACUGUGAAGAGGAAGAUGCAGGCUCAGAGCCCCUACCUUCCCCAUGGUGGAGGGGUGGAUGUCCAUUUCUCAGGAGCAAUGGACUGCUUCCGGCAGAUAGUGAAAGCCCAAGGGGUCUUGGGGCUCUGGAAUGGAUUGGCAGCCAACCUGCUGAAGAUAGUUCCAUAUUUUGGAGUUAUGUUUGGCACCUUUGAGUUCUGCAAGAGAAUCUGUCUUUACCAAAAUGGUUACAUCAUGUCUCCUCUGAGCUAUAAAUUGACCCCAGGGGUGGAUCAGAGUUUGAAGCCCCAGGAGUUACGGGAAUUAAAUAAGUUCUUCAAAACUGGACAACUAAAGUCUAAAAAACCAACUCUUUAAAACUGAAUGGAACUAGAAGUGCAUUGAUUGAAGGCGUGUUGCAAUCAGAGAGGAAUGUAGCCUCAGAAUUGUGCACGCAUGGUGUAACAAGAGGGUGCUCCUGUCUGCUGCUCUUGGAAAUGAGAAGAUUUGGCCAUACCUGAGCUCCAGAGUGAUGGCCCUGUGAACACCUGCACCACCAUGAUUUUAUAACAAAACCUAGCAGUAAUGAAAUGUACAGUUUACACUCUGGAUAUAAAUAGGCAAUGUCAGUCAGUCAGUUCAGUCACUCAGUCAUGUCCAACUCUUUGCGACCCCAUGGAUUGCAGCACGCCAGGCUUCCCUGUCCAUCACCAACUCCCAGAGCUUGCUCCAACUCAUGGCCAUCAAGU
This is a messenger RNA of Bubalus bubalis (water buffalo), 1503 nucleotides long. It is a transcript of the gene SLC25A43, whose product is annotated as solute carrier family 25 member 43. The transcript has 5 exons. The coding region runs from base 107 to 1132 and encodes 341 amino acids. The record is from RefSeq and is a predicted model, not a curated record. Lineage: Eukaryota; Metazoa; Chordata; Mammalia; Artiodactyla; Bovidae. Gene Ontology annotation, biological process: transmembrane transport.